This is a messenger RNA of Penicillium taxi, 1044 nucleotides long. RefSeq names its product class I SAM-dependent methyltransferase. NCBI's taxonomy places the organism in Eukaryota, Fungi, Ascomycota, Eurotiomycetes, Eurotiales, Aspergillaceae. The transcript is spliced from 11 exons. Bases 1 to 1044 code for a protein of 347 amino acids. The record is from RefSeq and is a predicted model, not a curated record. Gene Ontology annotation, molecular function: methyltransferase activity.
AUGGCGGAAAAUAUCGUUGUCGACCCUGAUUUUUACGUUCUGACAAAAGACUGGGAACCCCAGGACUUUCAGUCGGAAACCACUUCCAUUGCCUCGUCCAUCGCGAAGGGCCGGCUGGAAAAUGGCAGAAGCAGAUACCAGGCGAUGAAGGAAGAUGACUACUGGAGCCCUUCUGAUGAACAGCAAUUCGAUGCUUUUGAGAUUGGCCAUAUGGUAUUCCUUAUGCUAGACUACCACCAAGAAAAUCCUCUCCACCGCGCUCCCAUUGCCAAAUCUCCCAAGAAUAUCUUGGACAUUGGGACCGGUAAAGGGUCCUGGGCUAUUGAUGCUGCGGAUAUGUAUCCAUCUGCGACUGUUCGUGGUGUUGACAUAUUCCCUCCUCCUGUGACCUGGACGCCGCCUAACUGCGUGUUUGAAGUGGAUGAUAUCCUCCGCGAGUGGACUUGGAGAGAGCCGUUUGAUUUUAUUCAUCUUCGUCUAAUGCUGGGAGCAUUCACACCCGAGGGUUGGAAUCAACUAUACGAGCAAUGUUACAAGGCUCUCACUCCCGGCGGCUGGAUUGAACAGGUUGAAUUAGAUGUUCGAGUGUAUAGCGACGACGGCACCCUUAAAGAGGACAGCCAUCUGGCUGGAUGGGGAAACAAUUUCAUUGGCUGCUCCGAGAGAAGCGGCCGCUCCCUCCUAACCCAUGAAACGAUGCGAGGUGCAAUGGAGAAGGCCGGUUUCGUAGACGUGCACGAAAAAAUAUACAAGAUACCUUUGGGGCCUUGGCCAAAGGAUAAACGUCUCAAGGAGACUGGACAGCUUCAAUACCUCCAUUGGACUGCGGCUCUGGAGGGCUGGGCUAUGUGGCUUCUCACCAAGUUUGGAGCGCCAUCCCCUUGGACCAAAGAAGAGGUCCAGGUCUAUCUGGCCAAAGUUCGGGCCGAGUUGAGAAACCCUCACACACAUGCUUAUGAAUAUGCUCGCCGAGUCUGGGCAAGGAAGCCUACUGAGGAGGAAGCAAAGGCUGGAGUGAAUGUUAAGCCCGAGCCUUCGCCAUAA